AUGACUUCAAGGAAAGGUAGAAAGUCACUGUAUCUGGAGCGCAGUCUUUCAGGGCUGAGCUCAGAAAUCAACAAAUGGAGCUAUUCUACACCAUCGUCCCCUUUACGCAGUGAUCAGGCACCCCCCAGAAAGAAGUUGCGAAGGAAAACUGAUAGUGCUUUGAAGAUAGAAACGUGCCGCAGUCCAUGGUACAAUCUGUAUAGCCCACGAAGUGUUGCUGAAGUUGCCAUCCACAAACGCAAAUUGCAGGACGUCCAAGAAGCUUUGGAGUGCAUGUUGAAAAGCAGUUUGGAUACUCGCAUCUUAAUUCUUACAGGUCCGAGUGGCGCCUCCAAAAGUACAGUGGUUUCCCAACUUGCCGAAGUUUUAAUACCAGAAUAUCGAAGAAAGAGUGCAAAUAGUGCCAUGCGAAUGCAACACCACUCAGAGACAAAUGAAACCGUCGUAGAAUACAACAGUGAGGAUAGCUCAUCUAUGAGAAGUUUCGAAGACUUUUUGUCUCAUACAAAGUAUAAAAUCGGACCCAAUCUGCAAUUGAUUUUGAUAGAAAAUAUGCCUAACGUAUUUCAUAAUGAGACACGACUACAGUUCCGUCAAAGCUUACUGGAAUGGCUAUAUGCGCCGGAGUCCGUUUUGCCACCAUUAGUUGUAUGUCUUACAGAAUGCGAAAUAGAGAAUGAUUCAAAUAGCGACACGUUUGGUAUUGACUAUACUGUGUCUGCCGAAACAAUUUUAGGUAGUGAAAUUUUAUCUCAUCCCAGAACCAAAAGAAUUAAAUUCAAUCCUGUAAAUACCACUCUGAUGAAGAAACAUCUUUCGCAAGUCUGUUUGAAAAACAGAGAUAGCCAUGUUUGGAAAAAGAAAUGGUCACAAAAGGAUGCCUUCAUCAGUCAAUUAGCACAAAAAACUGGAGACAUCAGAUCAGGUAUCUCCACUCUAGAGUUCUGGGCAACCUCUUCGGUAAAUGUACCAGUGGAAACGAGAGAAAAUUCUGUAUCUUACUUUCAUGCCAUUGGAAGAAUACUGUACGGUUCAACUGAUUUCAAAGAUGAUAACGAAAUGAUAAAUUCGAUGAUGGAAUCGUUCAAACAUUAUUUUUCCCAAGGAAAUUCAAGACUGGGUCUUUUGGAAAACUACGGCUCUUUCAAUAAAGGCAACUUCGAUAUUGCAACUGCAGCCCGAAUAACAGAGUCUCUGAGUAAUGGUAACACAUUCGAUCGUGUCCCUGAAUCUCUAGAAUAUGCUAUCAGAAGUGUUCGAUGUGCAUUAAGCGAUGUCAGAAGUGACAUAUCCACUAAUGGCAAGUCUUUUUUCCCCAGGGAAUGGAGAAUGCAAUUGCUUCAAGAAGAGUUCAAAAUAAAGAGUAGUGAUUAUAGUAACGUAUCAAUGUACAAAUACGGGUGCACACGUCGUUCUAAUGAUGUGGCUCUCCAUUUUGGAUACUACGACCCUCUUAUUAGGAGCUCGCAGUAUUAUAAGAAAAAGGCAUUGACUCAUUAUAUCACUCAAGUCAAAGACGCAAUCCAAAAAAAGCAAAUUGAAAAGGUAAACUGCACAUUUCCUGAAAUUGAACCUUCUGUGGAUAUUAUGCAACGUAUUGGGGGCGGAAUAAAACCCGUAGCACGGCAAGAGAACCUUAUCUCUGACGAAGAUGGGCAACGCAUAACAAAAAUUUCUUUGUUACAAUUGAAGGAGGAAACAAAUAUCAAAAUAAAUUCUUUAAUCAAAUACCGAGAAAAUAACAUGAACCCCGUUGACCAGCAAACAGACGAGGACGAUUCUUUUGACGAUCCUAUUGUUGAUAGUGAUCAAGAGACUCAGGAAUCCAAUUCUUUUUUACUUGAAGAAAAUGAUGAUUCUCUUUAUGACGAAUUUCUCAAAGAAAAUGUAAAGUCGGAUAAACAAACUGUUGUCGAUGAGUCGCUUUCGGAUUCUGAUUUGGAAGGAUUAUAA
Messenger RNA from Zygotorulaspora mrakii, 1953 nucleotides. It is a transcript of the gene RAD24, whose product is annotated as Rad24p. The coding region runs from base 1 to 1953 and encodes 650 amino acids. Lineage: Eukaryota; Fungi; Ascomycota; Saccharomycetes; Saccharomycetales; Saccharomycetaceae. Gene Ontology annotation, biological process: mitotic DNA replication checkpoint signaling; DNA repair; DNA damage checkpoint signaling. Gene Ontology annotation, molecular function: chromatin binding. The transcript has a single exon. The record is from RefSeq and is a predicted model, not a curated record.